Molecule: messenger RNA, 600 nt
Organism: Plasmopara halstedii
Lineage: Eukaryota; Oomycota; Peronosporomycetes; Peronosporales; Peronosporaceae
Product: synaptobrevin-like protein
Exons: 4
Coding region: 1-600 (199 amino acids)
Biological process (GO): endoplasmic reticulum to Golgi vesicle-mediated transport
Cellular component (GO): membrane; Golgi apparatus
Molecular function (GO): SNAP receptor activity
Source: RefSeq, a predicted model, not a curated record
AUGAAGAUCGUUGCCAUAGAGCUGCUUCGUCAGGAGGAGCAGGGUCAGGACCCGAUGAUUCUCUCAGCAAGUUUUGAAGUAUCGUCUUUUGGCUACUUUCAGCGCCCAGGCGUUCGGGAAAUGAUCAAUUUUUUCAGUCGUACGUUUAUUAAACGUACGGAGCCUGGGCAGCGCCAAUCAGUACAACACGAGGAAUAUAAUUGCCAUGUGUACGUGCGUCGCGACAAGUUGGCUGGAAUAGUGGUGUGUGACCAGGAAUAUCCCCCACGUGUCGCGUUUGCACUUCUAAAUAAGCUUAUGGAUGAGCUCGACAAGUCCACAAGUGGCAGUUGGAAGACGCAGACUGGUAAACCGAAGGAUUUUGCACCAUUGACAACGGCUCUGGCCGAGUAUCAGGAUCCGUCCAAAGCUGACAAGAUAUCAGCUAUUCAGAAAGAACUCGACGAGACUACAGCUGUGCUGUCCAAGACAAUUGACAAUGUGCUGGAGCGUGGUGAGAAGCUGGACGACCUUGUGUCUAAGUCACAAGAUCUCAGCAGUCAAUCUAAGGUUUUUUACAAACAGGCCAAAAAGACCAACUCGUGUUGUGUCGUCAUGUAA